CUGUCCCACUUCAGACAGCAUGAAAACAUUUAAACACUGAAGAGAUGGACUGCAUAUCACUUCAGAAGCUCUUGCUACCAGGAAGCCCUGACAAGUGCCCAAGCUGCAAGUUCCUAAGCUAAGCAACAUUGGAGCCUUCACAUUUGGAGGAAGCCACCCCCAAGAAGAACCAAGCCUUUCUAUCUGAGAAUGACUGAUGUGUGGAGAUUGGCCAUCUCAGUUCUCAUGGCCAAUGUUCUCAAUGAUGAAGUCGGCUGCUGUGGACCUCCAGGGCCUCCUGGACUUCCUGGACCCCAAGGGUAUCCUGGACCCCAAGGUCCUUCGGGACCUCCUGGCUUUAAUGGUUUUCCAGGACAUCCAGGAUCACAAGGACCAAAAGGGCCUACUCGUAAUUGUCCCUGUGGAGAAAGGUCAGCCUUCUCUGCCAAGUUCAGUGGACGUCUCCCUCCAUCUUGUGGACCUGUCAUCUUCACCGAAAUCUCACACAAUGACCAGGGGGACUUCAAAGAGAAGACAGGCAUCUUUAUCUGCAAGUUGCCCGGAAAUUACCUCUUCAGCUUUGACGUAGAGCUUCAUCAAUGCAAGAUGAAGAUUAGACUGAUGAGGAACAACAUCCAAGUCUUGGAAAAGCAUCAGCUCUCCGGAAAAGAGUAUGAAAGUAUUUCUGGGGCUAUAAUCAUGCCACUGGGAAAGGGGGACAAGGUUUGGCUGGAGGCAGAAGUUGAGACUGAGGACCCAAAGCAAGCACAAGUCAUUAUCUAUUUCUCUGGUGUUCUGAAUUUAUCCUGAAACAUCGUGUGACUCUUCAGACUCAAAAGAAAUGCUAAAGCAAGUUUUUAACAUUUGCAUAAAAUUAUGGAUUUGUUUCUUUCACCAUCUGAGAAAAUAAUUACAUAAAAUAAAGUAUCUUGGGGCUGAGGAGACAGCUCAAUAUGUG
This is a messenger RNA of Nannospalax galili (Upper Galilee mountains blind mole rat), 937 nucleotides long. Its product is annotated as hibernation-associated plasma protein HP-20-like. Gene Ontology annotation, molecular function: protein binding. The transcript is spliced from 3 exons. Lineage: Eukaryota; Metazoa; Chordata; Mammalia; Rodentia; Spalacidae. Bases 190 to 789 code for a protein of 199 amino acids. The record is from RefSeq and is a predicted model, not a curated record.